This is a messenger RNA of Zymoseptoria tritici IPO323, 1785 nucleotides long. RefSeq lists its product as uncharacterized. Gene Ontology annotation, cellular component: cytosol. The transcript is spliced from 3 exons. Gene Ontology annotation, biological process: 'de novo' IMP biosynthetic process. Gene Ontology annotation, molecular function: phosphoribosylaminoimidazolecarboxamide formyltransferase activity; IMP cyclohydrolase activity. Bases 1 to 1785 code for a protein of 594 amino acids. The record is from RefSeq and is a predicted model, not a curated record. NCBI's taxonomy places the organism in Eukaryota, Fungi, Ascomycota, Dothideomycetes, Mycosphaerellales, Mycosphaerellaceae.
AUGAGCAGCCUGCAACCCAUCCUCUCGGUCUACGACAAGACCGGCCUGCUCGAUCUCGCCAAAGGCCUUAUCAAGCAGAACAUUCGUCUGCUCGCUUCUGGAGGCACGGCCAAGUUGAUCCGUGAGAGCGGUUUUCCAGUCGAAGAUGUCUCCGCCAUCACCAAAGCCCCGGAGAUGCUCUCGGGCCGUGUCAAGACCCUCCACCCAGCUGUCCACGCCGGUAUCCUCGCCCGCGAUCUAGCGUCCGACGAAAAGGACCUCGCCGAGCAGAACAUCAACAAGGUCGACUAUGUCAUCUGCAACCUGUACCCUUUCAAGGACACCGUAGCUAAGAUCAACGUGACCAUUCCGGAGGCUGUCGAGGAGAUUGACAUUGGCGGUGUCACUCUCAUCCGCGCCGCUGCAAAGAACCACGGCCGUGUGACCAUUCUCAGUGACCCAGAGGACUACCAUGACUUCUUGCAGGAACUCGAAAAGGGAGAAGUCACGGAGAAGCAACGUCAGCUCUACGCAUUGAAGGCUUUUACCCACACGGCGGACUACGAUGCUGCCAUUUCCGACUUCUUCCGUAAGAAGUACGCAGGUGAUGGCAACCAGCAGCUCUCCCUUCGCUACGGUACCAACCCGCACCAGAAGCCUGCUUCCGCAUACGUCAGCGAAGGACCUCUCCCAUUCAAGGUCCUCUCUGGCUCUCCUGGCUAUAUCAACCUUCUUGACGCUCUCAACGCAUGGCCGUUGGUCAAGGAGCUGAGUGAAGCCCUUCAAUAUCCAGCUGCGGCCUCUUUCAAGCAUGUCUCUCCCGCCGGCGCCGCUAUUGGAGUCCCACUCAACGAAGUCGAGAAGAAAGUAUACAUGGUUGAAGAUAUCGAAGGCAUUGACUCUUCCGGCCUCGCCCAAGCCUAUGCCCGCGCACGCGGCGCCGAUCGCAUGUCCAGCUUCGGCGAUGUUAUCGCUCUCUCCCACGAAGUCGACGUUCCAACCGCCAAGAUCAUCGGCAAAGAAGUCAGCGACGGUGUCAUCGCGCCAGGCUACCACCCCGAAGCCCUCGAAAUCCUCAGCAAAAAGAAGGGCGGCAAGUACCUCGUCCUGCAAAUGGACCCGAACUACUCCCCUCCCGCACAAGAACACCGCACUCUCUUCGGCGUACACCUCACCCAACGCCGCAACGAUGCGCAAAUCUCCCCACAAAACACCUUCAACACCAUCAUCACGCCCAAGGACUCCAUGCCUCUUCCCGAAUCCGCCCUGCGCGACCUCACCGUCGCCACUAUCGCGUUGAAAUUCACGCAGUCAAACUCCGUCUGCUACGCUCUCAACGGACAAGUCAUCGGCCUCGGUGCAGGUCAGCAGUCUCGAAUCCACUGCACCCGUCUCGCGGGCGACAAAACCGACAACUGGUGGAUGCGCUUCCACGAGCGCGCUCUGGCCAUCAAAUGGAAGAAGGGCACCAAGCGCGCCGACAAGUCCAAUGCUAUUGAUCUGCUAUGCUCGGGCAUCGUUCCUGAGAGCGGAUCGGAGAGGGAAGGAUGGGAGAAGAAUUUCGAAGAGGUGCCUACGCCGUUCACAGCUGAGGAGAGAAAGGAGUGGUUGGGCAAGCUGUCCGAGGUGGCAUGUUCGAGUGAUGCAUUCUUCCCAUUCACGGAUAAUGUGUAUCGCGUGGCCAGGAGUGGAGUCAAGUAUCUCGCUGCACCAACGGGAAGUCAAAAUGAUCAGGCUUGCUUUGAGACAGCGGAGGGCUUGGGAAUCAGUUAUGUGGAGCAGCACAUUCGACUGUUCCAUCACUAA